GAGUGGAGAGGUGGAAUCAGUAAGGCGCUAGCUGAAGAAGAGGGCGCGGCUAGCGGGCUGGCGAGCCAUGCGACGGCAGAUACGGAGUUAACCAUUAUGCAUGGACGGCCAGCAAGUGCUUCUUAGGAUUCUCAAGGAAUGCGGCGAUGAGGCGUUGCGCGACAUGCAGCCACUGAGCGGCGUGAGUGGCGCCGCAUCCCCCUGAUAGCUUGAUAGCUGCGCCGUUGGUCGACGAUCAGAGACGCGUGAGAUAGGGGCGUUAGGCCGCCCGCAGUGAACGACAAGAGUGUCAUAGGGGUGCGGUAAAGGCGAACACGGAAGGGGAACGCCGGGCGGGGCGGUAUGCCCCGUUCGCUAGUGUGGAUCAGGGGGGGUUAGGUGGAGAGUAGAAGAGUUUGGAAGGCGGCAGUGAAGGACGAACGUAGGUAGGCUGAAGGCGAACAGCGAAGGGGGCGGGGGGAGGGAGGGGCGGCAUGCCCCGUCUGUUUGUGGAGGGCUUCUUUUUGUCGUGGCUCGACAGCUACGAGGACGUGCAGAACGCCGCGCUCACGCUGCUCUACCUACAGGUGUUCAUCGGGCUGCUGGGCGUGGUGGGCCCCACCUACACGGGCGUGCUUGUGGCAGACGUGGUGGUGGCGCUGUUUGGCCUGGUGGCCGUGGCCAGCGGCUACCAGGCGCUGGGGCGCACGUACGCGCUGCUGCUGCCGCUCAUGCUGCUGCUCGACACGCUCUGGCUCGCACUCUUUGCCCCCCACAUCUGGAGCACGGAGCUCACAGACCCGUGGAGCCGCCACCCGCUGGUGGCAGCGGCCGUGCUGCUGGAGCUCGCGUGCCAUUGCCUCACCUUCGCGCUGCGCCUCCUCUCCGCGCUGCUGUGGCUCCAGAUGCUGCGGCUGGGCCUGGCGGAGCAGGGGUUGGGCAUGGCGGUGCCCAGCUCCGAGGUGCACUCCUACCUCGCGCAUUACGACGCCCUCGCCCCCUACCGGCCAGACACCCUCGCCCCGUACCGCCCGCCAACCUCGGCCACGCCGGACCUGAGCCCGACGGCGGUGCGGCAGCGGUCGGUGAGCGACGAGUUCCUGGGGAGCUCCAUCUUCCACCCCUCGUCCUUCGCCACGCUCUUCCAGUCCGACCACCUGCACAACUACCUCUCCGAGGACGGCAGCAGCAGCGCGCCCAACAGCCUGGACAGCAGCUAUGGGGGACAGCCCGUGGUGGCAGCUGGGGAGGAGAAUGAGCAACCUGCACGGUCACCACAGGAGAUUCCACAGCCUGUUUGAGCUGAGCUCUCUUCGCCUUGGCGUUGUUGGUGUGUGUACAGACAAGCACGGUCACCACAGGUGAUGCCGUGGCCAGCUUAGCUUGUUGUCAGUGGAGCGCAGCUUUGACUGCCUUCACUCCCGGAGUGGUUUAGGCAAGUGCAGAUGAGCAUGCAGCACAGUCGCCCCUGCUUGCGCCCACCUGUCCGUAGUUAAUAAGCUGUCUGUAAUCUAGGUAGCUUCCUGCAGGCAUGUUCCAGUGGUACUAUGCAGACCAUGUCUUCCCUUGGAAGGGACACUGAGUCAUCCUGAAUAAGCAUUUUCACGUGAA
Molecule: messenger RNA, 1590 nt
Organism: Closterium sp. NIES-67
Lineage: Eukaryota; Viridiplantae; Streptophyta; Zygnematophyceae; Desmidiales; Closteriaceae
Source: the annotation of a GenBank genome assembly